This is a messenger RNA of Mugil cephalus (flathead mullet), 3056 nucleotides long. RefSeq names its product zinc finger DHHC-type palmitoyltransferase 15b (gene zdhhc15b). Gene Ontology annotation, biological process: synaptic vesicle maturation; protein targeting to membrane; peptidyl-L-cysteine S-palmitoylation. The transcript has 11 exons. The coding region runs from base 42 to 1049 and encodes 335 amino acids. Gene Ontology annotation, cellular component: endoplasmic reticulum; Golgi apparatus. Gene Ontology annotation, molecular function: protein-cysteine S-palmitoyltransferase activity. The record is from RefSeq and is a predicted model, not a curated record. NCBI's taxonomy places the organism in Eukaryota, Metazoa, Chordata, Actinopteri, Mugiliformes, Mugilidae.
AGUAGUCGAUCUCAGAUGAGAGCGGGUGUGGAUGGAGGAACAUGGCUCUCUCCGGAGGUCUGAGAUGCUGUCAAAGGGUUUUCUCCUGGAUACCAGUUCUAAUCAUAACCGCGGUCGUGUUGUGGUCGUACUAUGCCUACGUCUUUGAGCUAUGUCUUUUUACACUCACCAAUACAUUGGAAAAAGCCGUCUAUCUGCUGGUGUUUCACGUUUGCUUUGUGAUGUUCUCCUGGACCUACUGGAAGUCCAUAUUCACUCCCCCUGCGUCGCCCUGCAAAAAGUUUCAGCUUUCCUACUCAGACAAGCAGAGGUACGAGAUGGAAGAGAGGCCGGACGCUCAGAAGCAAAUCCUGGUCGAGAUCGCAAAGAAGCUGCCCAUUUUCACCCGAGCUCAGUCUGGAGCUAUCAGGUUCUGCGACCGCUGCCAGGUGCUGAAGCCCGACCGCUGUCACCACUGCUCGGUUUGUGAAAUGUGUGUCUUGAAGAUGGACCAUCACUGUCCCUGGGUCAACAACUGUGUUGGUUUUUCCAACUACAAGUUUUUCCUGCUUUUCCUCUCCUACUCGAUGCUGUACUGUGUAUUCAUUGCGGCAACGGUCUUUCGGUAUUUCCUCAAGUUUUGGAUGGGGGAACUGUCGAACGGGUCCGCAAAGUUUCAUGUCCUCUUCCUCAUGUUUGUGGCGCUCAUGUUCUUCGUCAGUCUCAUGUUCCUCUUUGGUUACCACUGUUGGUUGGUGGCCAAGAACAGAUCCACUUUAGAGGCCUUCUCCGCCCCGGUCUUUGUCGGUGGACCGGACAGAAAUGGCUUCAACGUCGGCAUACGCAGAAACCUGCAGCAGGUAUUUGGAGAGAACAGGAGGCUGUGGUUCAUUCCGGUCUUUACAAGCCAAGGAAACGGCCACUACUUUCCCUUGAAGAAUCGCAGCUCUGAAUCUCAGAACCCCUUACUAGCUAAUGAGGACAUGUGGGAUGAGUCAGACGAUGGGUCUGAGGAAGGAAGCUUCGCUGAGGAUCAAGACCCCUCUGUUACCAUAGAGAUGGAGGAAUAACUCGGGCUGGCGCAGAGGACGAAGACUUAUAUCGCACUCACUGUGUAACACGAGGUAAACGCAUUCCAAGCCACGAGGGUGUUCGGACACAGUGGAGCGGGGCCGAGCGAGCGGAUUGAAACCUGCGUUUGGAUCGCCAUCGCCAACUUUACCCUUGCGUUUUAAAUAUUGAUGAAAACAUAAAAAAUAAAAUAAAAAUGAACUCGGUGGAGGAUCAGUGGCAGCAGCAUCACCUCUCCCGGUACAGACGGAUUAACAGCAGCGUCAGUUUUAAGUUGUAAAAGAUUAUUAAAUGUUACCUCGUGUACAAAAAGCCGCGGUCACGCCGUACUGUAUAUUCGCCUCUCGUUGCUGAUCAUGACGAAGGCACUGGCACCCUGUGGGAUUAUUACUAAUGUUGUGUUGGGGGAGCUUCUGUCUGGCACUGUGACACGUCGUACGCCUCGGUUUCAAGGGUUGAGUUUACAGUGUUGUACAUUAGAGCCUGGUCCGCGCAGGGGCGGUAUUGAAAUUGACCUCGCGACCAGUCGUGUGGCCUCUACCAGUUUGUGUUUCGCAGCACAUCAGCAUUUGACUUUUCUUUUAUUUCCAGUGAACAUAAGCAUUUUAGAGUACCUGACUCAGCCUGCGCCUUAUUUAAUGCAAGUAUCCCUCUGCGUCAGGAUUCUUAGAAUGUAUCCUCCUGCACUCAUUUAUUUACCGUAUUAAGCUUAUAUUGAAUUUUUAUUUUUCCAAUCAUGACUUCUGAUGAGACUGGUGACGGUAACAAAAGCAAAACUGGUACAGAUGGAGCUCAUUACAUCUGACUAUUACUGCAAUACGUUUAAACAUUUUCAGCGUCGUCAUGUCCUGGAUGUACUGUAUAUCAUGACCUUAGUGCUGUUGGCUUGAUUUGUUUGGGAGAGAAACUAAAAGGUGCAGCGACAGGGUUGAUUUUUAAAUCUGGAAUGAGACAAACUGUGAAUUUUUUUUUCUCCCCGCAAUCUGAUUUUCCCAUCAUAUCAUCACGUCAUCCGCUAGUCGUAGAUAACACUAGCCAGAUGAUGAAGUGAAACCGCUUUCAUCAUCGGACACAAAAAUCACUCGUCAGAGAGGACAUAUUUUCUUCUAUGUCUAUUUCCAUUUUUGAUCUUUCGAACAUUCAGAAAACUGUACAUAUAUAUAUCUUAACGGCUGCUCCUCGUCCACUGGUUGGUAGAGGACAGUGGUCUUCUGCAAUAUGAUGUUGGUUUAUUUUGUACCUGUGUCUACGUAUUUUUAAAUUUUUAAUAUCGAUUGAACAGAUCCUCUUGUGUAUUUAUCCUGUGUGCUUAGUUGAAAACCAUUUUUUGUAAGUGAGUACGCUCCUCGUAUUCAGUAAAAAAAAAAAAAAAAAAGCUGGGCCUAAAUCCACCUUUUGAUUGUUUGAUCUCGACACUUUAAGACGCUCCAUCAGAUCUGUUUUUCUAUGUUGGGUAAGCCAAAUCGAAUGCUGCUCAUGUCUGAGACGUAGUUCUGUUUCUUGAUCAAGACAGUUUUAUCUGAGAUAUGAUUUGGCGUUUGAACGCAUGUAUCAAAACAUUAGGAAAGAUGUGAACGCCGAGUGUUUUCAUGUAGUCUUGUGUCUAUUUAUAAUGUUACAAUAUUCAUAUAUAUUUUUUUUUCCCCCGUGUGUAUUGACUUCAUUGAUUCACACCUGCUGCGGGCAGUGUCUGUAUAUUUUGCUCCUUAAAGUGAUGUUUAAAAUGAACUAGAGAAAUUAUGUGCUGUCAUCAAAUGGUAGAAUAUUUAUAGAGUUAGAAGAUGAGAAAUCAGGUGGCAGACGGUGGUCAAGUAUUACUAGAGCACAUAUGGUCCCAUUUGAACUGUCUUUGGAUCUUUAGAGUAUGUGAUUGUUGUGCUUCCCCCUUUACCAAAAAAAAUAAAAACUGCUUUCAUUUGCUGUUCUGUCUGUAAACAAAUAUAAAUUCUUUAUUGAUCCAUCAGUCGUUGUAACAUGCAAAAUAAAAUGCUCCGAGUUAAACUCUU